This is a messenger RNA of Entamoeba invadens IP1, 336 nucleotides long. Its product is annotated as protein serine/threonine kinase, putative. Gene Ontology annotation, biological process: protein phosphorylation. Bases 1 to 336 code for a protein of 111 amino acids. The record is from RefSeq and is a predicted model, not a curated record. The transcript has a single exon. Gene Ontology annotation, molecular function: ATP binding; protein kinase activity. Lineage: Eukaryota; Evosea; Mastigamoebida; Endamoebidae.
AUGACAAACAUGACGUUUACGAAAGGUAUUGGAACACCAAAAUAUAUGGCGCCUGAAGUUCUUGAACAAGAAAAAUACAAAGAACCGGCUGAUGUAUAUUCGUUUGCCAUUACAAUGUACGAAGUCAUGGGGUGGGGUGAAGCGUAUUCUGUUGAUAUUUUUAGAUUUCCGUGGACCAUUGCAGAGUUUGUGACAGCAGGAAAACGUCUCGAGAAUAGAAAAAACAUACCAAAAACAUUAUUCAAAAUAAUUGAAAAAUGUUGGAAACACAAUCCAAAAGAACGGGAAACAAUUACUCAAGUGGUUGAUUUACUUCAACAUAUUUACGAAAUUUAA